AUGAUCACAACAAAACUUUGCAACAAUAACGAUCGUGAGGAUCCGAUUUUCUUGGAUGAUAUGAUUUAUGAAAUUCUUCAAUUUCUUGAUACAAAAACGAUAUUGCAAAUUUGUAUGAAAAUUUCAAGACAAUGGAGACAAGUAUCACUGAAAAUUCGUUUAUCAUUGUCAUUCUAUUGGGAUCAGGAUGAGGACAAUUCCUAUUUGCUUUCAUUUGUUUGCAAAACAGUUCAUGAUGGCUCAAAACUUGCACAAUCAAUUGCAACAAGUGAAAACUUGCAAAACGUGACUUGGUUAGAUUUAUCUCAUAACGAAAUUGAUUUAACAGGUGUUGAAUAUAUUGCGAACAGUGGAAAUUUGAGAAAUUUGGCCUCACUGACUCUCAAAUUCAACUUUAUUAGCUCGACAGGCGUUGAACUCAUCUCAAACAGUGAAUUUUUGCAAAAUUUAACUUUACUGAAUUUGGCUAGCAACACCAUUGGUUCAGAAGGCGCUAAAUUUAUUUCAACUAGUGAAUCUUUGAAAAAUUUAACAUCAUUGAAUUUAUCCUUCACUGAGAUUGGUAUAAACGGUACUGAAUAUAUAGCAAACAGCGACCAUAUGAAGAAUUUAACUUUUUUAGAUUUAUCUGGAAAUGAAAUUGGUUCAGAAGGUGCUAAAUAUAUUGCAAAUAGCCAACAUUUGAGGAAAUUAACUUCAUUGGUUUUAGAUUCGUGUAAUAUAGGCUGUGAAGGUACAAUUUAUCUUUCAAAUAGUCCAAACCUUGAGGAUUUAACGUCUCUUGAUUUAGGUUACAAUGACAUUGGAAUAGCAGGUGUGGAGUCUAUUUCGAAAAGUAUAUACUUGAAAAAUUUAACAUCUCUACUCUUGUCUUCCAAUGAACUCGAAGGAGCAGCUUUUGAAUAUAUUGCAAACAGUGAACGUUUGCGAAAUCUCACAAAGUUAGAUAUCUCAUUCACCAAAAUUGGCUCAACCACUGGUAUUAGGCAUCUGGUAAACAGUGAAAUUUUGCAAAAAUUGGUUUCAUUGAUUUUGAGUUACAGUGAAAUUGACUCUGAAGGUGCCAAGCUCAUCGCCAACAGUGAAAAAUUUAAAAACUUAACGGUACUGGAUUUGAUGGAAAACUAUAUUGAAGCUGAAGGAACCAAGUUCAUUGCAAAUAGUCACCAUAUGAAAAAUUUGACGUUGUUAGAUUUGUGGUCCAAUAGAAUAGGUAUCGAAGGAGCUAAAUUCAUCGCAAAUAGUGAGAACUUGAACCAAUUAACUUCAUUGAUAUUGUAUGACAAUGAAAUUGGUUCAGAAGGCACAUUACUUCUUGCGAACAGCAAAACCUUGAAAAAUUUGCGUUACUUGGAUUUGAGUUCCAAUGAAAUUUGUUCCAAGGGUGUUAGCUAUAUUUCACAAAGUAACAUUUUGAAGAAAUUAACAUUUUUGGAUUUAUCUUUCAAUGAAAUUGGUUCAGAAGGUGUUGAACUAAUUGCAAAUAGCCACAAUAUGAAGAAUUUAAUGACGUUAAAUUUAUAUUCCAGUAGAAUUGGCCCAAAAGCUGCUAAAUUUAUUACGAGCAGUGAAAAUUUCGAGAACUUGAGGUAUUUAGAUUUGUCUUCCAAUACCAUUGGUAAAGAAGGGGUUGAUAUUAUUUCAAACAGUGCACUUGCAAAACAAUUAGUCUUUUUGGAUUUAUCUGAAAAUACCAAUAACCAGAAAUGA
This is a messenger RNA of Naegleria lovaniensis, 1710 nucleotides long. RefSeq lists its product as uncharacterized. The record is from RefSeq and is a predicted model, not a curated record. Lineage: Eukaryota; Heterolobosea; Eutetramitea; Acrasida; Naegleriidae. The coding region runs from base 1 to 1710 and encodes 569 amino acids. Gene Ontology annotation, molecular function: protein binding. The transcript has a single exon.